GGCAAUGAAAUAUUGUGCCUCGUAUACUAUAAAGGCAAAGCAUAGUCAAGAAAAUAAUAAGAAUAAAAAUGGCAGUAUUUCAUAUCAACGUGUUUCUGUUACUCUCUCUUUUAACCAUCACCAUUGUUACUCCUAUGAAUGGUUUUAACCCUCUUGGUGAUUUCAACCGGAGCAGUUUUCCCAAAGGCUUUGUUUUUGGAACAGCCUCUUCUGCAUAUCAGUAUGAAGGUGCAGCAUUUGAGGGUGGAAAAGGACCAAGCAUUUGGGAUAACUUCACUCAUAAAUAUCCAGAAAAAAUAAAAGAUAGAAGUAAUGGUGAUGUAGCGGUUGACUCGUAUCAUAAGUACAAAGAAGAUAUUGAACUCAUAAAGGAUUUGAAUAUGGAUGCUUAUAGAUUCUCCAUUUCUUGGUCUAGAGUUCUACCAAAGGGAAAGCUUAGCGGAGGUGUAAAUCCUGAAGGAAUAAAGUACUACAACAAUCUCAUCAACGGAUUAUUGGCUAAGGGUUUGCAACCAUAUGUGACACUUUUUCAUUGGGACGUUCCCCAAGCUUUAGAGGAUGAGUAUCACGGUCUUUUAAGCCAUCGCAUUGUAGAUGAUUUUAGAGACUAUGCUGAACUUUGCUUCAAGGAAUUUGGUGAUAGAGUGAAACAUUGGAUUACUAUAAAUGAACCAUGGACUGUGAGCAUGAAUGCUUAUGCAUUCGGAACGUUGGCACCGGGUCGAUGUUCAUAUUGGUUAAAUCGGAAUUGCACAGGAGGUGAUUCAGGGACAGAACCAUAUUUGGCUGCACACAACCAGCUUCUUGCUCAUUCUGCUGCUGCAAAUUUGUACCGGAUCAAAUAUAAGUCAUCUCAACGAGGCAUAAUAGGGAUUACCUUAGUCUCACACUGGUAUGAGCCGGCCACUACAGCGACGGCCGACGUUGAUGCUUCAAAACGAGCUCUCGACUUCAUGUUUGGAUGGUAUAUGAAUCCGCUUACAAGAGGCGAAUAUCCAAAAAGCAUGCGAACUUUGGUGGGAAAGAGAUUACCAAAGUUCUCAAAAGAAGAGUCAAGGGAACUUAAGGGGUCUUUUGAUUUUCUAGGCCUAAACUAUUACUCAUCCUACUAUGCUGCUCAUGCAUCUCACCAUCCCAAUGUCGUCCAACCGGCCAUACAAACUGAUUCUCUUGUUAAUGCUACAUUUGAACAUAAUGGCAAGCCUCUCGGUCCAAUGUCUGCUUCGAGUUGGUUAUGUAUUUAUCCAAAAGGACUUCAUAAUCUUUUGCUUUACACCAAGAAAACGUACGAGGACCCUGUAAUUUACAUUACUGAAAAUGGUCGUGAUGAGUUCAACGAUCCAACAUUAUCUCUUGAAGAAUCUCUCUUAGAUACUUAUAGGAUUGAUUACUACUAUCGUCAUCUUUACUAU
This is a messenger RNA of Lathyrus oleraceus (garden pea), 1412 nucleotides long. Its product is annotated as cyanogenic beta-glucosidase. Gene Ontology annotation, biological process: carbohydrate metabolic process. Gene Ontology annotation, molecular function: beta-glucosidase activity. NCBI's taxonomy places the organism in Eukaryota, Viridiplantae, Streptophyta, Magnoliopsida, Fabales, Fabaceae. The record is from RefSeq and is a predicted model, not a curated record.